AUGGAUCUCAGCCAAAUCGCGUUGGCUUUGUAUACUGGGGGGGUAUUCUAUUGCCUCUUCAAAUUCAUAUCUUAUAGAAUUAGCAGCUCUAAAAAGCAGAGAGAGUUUUCGCAGCAGCAUGGAUGCGAACCUAUUCAGAUCAAAUACCCUCACAAGGAUCCAUUUUAUGGAAUUGAUCUACUCAUCAGUAACUUCAAGGCGUUCACUAAGCAUCGGUUUCUAGAAACAGUAACAAAACGGCACGAUGAAGUUGGGGAAACAUACCAGCUCAACAUGCUGGGGACAGUAGGCAUCAUGACCCGGGAUCAUGAAAUCAUCAAAACGGUUCUCUCUACCCGUUUCAAAGACUACAAUUUGCAAGAAGAGCGGAAGAAAGCUCUCCAUCCUUUAAUGGGAGCUGGAAUUUUUAGUUCAGAUGGCGCUGCUUGGACUCAUUCACGUGCUCUUCUUCGACCUCAAUUCGCUCGUAAACAACUCAUGGAUUUGUCAAUGCUAGAGACUCACGUCAAGCGCUUGAUGAACGUCAUCGUUAACGGGAAGGAGAUAGAACUCCAAGAGCUCGUACUGCGUUUUACUAUGGAUAUGGCCACCGACUUUUUACUGGGAGAGUCUACCAAUAGCCUACUAGAGGAGCAGCAUGACUAUCACAGUAAACUUAAGGGAUUUAAAGAAUCAAUUCAAUACGCACAAGACAGAAUAGCAACACAUAUCGCGUUGGGAAGAUUGGCUAUUCUUAAACCAGAUCCAAAGUUCCAGCAUCAUGUACACGUGGUACACAAGUUUGUCGAUGAACUCGUUCAUGACGCCUUGCGUGGCAACAGCUCGGAUUCCAAAGCACUCCCCUAUGUUCUCUUGCGAGCCAUAAUUGAAGAUACUCAAGAUCCGAUCCAGAUUAGGAAUGAAAUUCUCAAUAUCCUUGUGGCUGGCAGAGAUACGACUGCAAGCCUCAUCGCUAAUAUUUUUUUCAUGCUUUCGACGCGACCACAGAUGUGGUCAAUGCUACGCAAUGAAGUCGCACAAUUGCAAAAUGAGCCACCAACGUUUGACAAUAUAUCACAAUUCAGAUAUAUUCGCUAUACUAUUAAUGAAAGCUUACGCCUCUAUCCCCCGGUUCCGGUCAACUCACGAGUUGCAAUCUGUGAUACAGUCCUUCCACGAGGGGGAGGCCUGGAGGGGAAAUCCCCUCUAUUCAUCCCCAAGGGAACUCCGAUUGUAUAUAACGUAUUCGGUCUCCAUCGCAAACAGGAGGUAUAUGGCGCCGACGCUGAGGAAUUCAAUCCCUCGCGAUGGAAGUCGCUCCGGUUAUCGUGGGAGUUCCUCCCAUUCAAUGGCGGCCCUCGAAUAUGUAUUGGACAACAAUUCGCUAUCAUGGAGGCUAGCUAUGUGCUUAUUCGAUUUCUUCAAGAAUUUGAAACCAUUGAGUCGAGGGACUCUCGGCCGUGGCAAGAAAAUAUUGCACUAACAACAAGCAGCUUGAAUGGAGUGCGUGUAUCGUUGAAUCGCUCAAAAUAA
Messenger RNA from Trichoderma asperellum CBS 433.97, 1512 nucleotides. RefSeq lists its product as uncharacterized. The record is from RefSeq and is a predicted model, not a curated record. Gene Ontology annotation, molecular function: oxidoreductase activity, acting on paired donors, with incorporation or reduction of molecular oxygen, reduced flavin or flavoprotein as one donor, and incorporation of one atom of oxygen; iron ion binding; heme binding. Lineage: Eukaryota; Fungi; Ascomycota; Sordariomycetes; Hypocreales; Hypocreaceae.